GAUAAGAGUCAACAGUUCCUGCAACAGGUCCUCUCCAAGGUCGUACAAUGUUGUGGAUUCUUUGGCCCUGACCUCUUGUCGAAUCUCAGUCCGCAAGAUAUCUUCUGGCAGUCGAUUUCCCUAGCGCCCAGAUUCAUUAUCGCUUUGGGUGCACGCGUGAGGGCAGAUUUGGAGGAGACCCAAGACAGCCUGGCUUCUCUUCCUCCCGGUCAGGACCCCGCUACCCUGCUCACUCCCUUACGCACAGCCGCUCAACUUCUGACGACUUCCCUCUCCGCUACCGUAAAUCACCGUGCAAAAUUUCUGCCUACUCUUCGAUCCUCCCUCGCCUCAUCUUCCCAUGGUUACGCCGAUCUGGAUCAUGAAUUGCCCUGUUGGAUAACGGAUGCUGCUCCAUUUGGCGUCGGAGACACACUACUAAAUCUGGUAAGCUGGGGUGAGGUGUCAGAUGAUUCUUACUCUCUAAGUUUCAGUCAGACUAUUCACUUUUAA
Messenger RNA from Dibothriocephalus latus, 492 nucleotides. NCBI's taxonomy places the organism in Eukaryota, Metazoa, Platyhelminthes, Cestoda, Diphyllobothriidea, Diphyllobothriidae. The record is from the annotation of a GenBank genome assembly.